CUGUGGCGAAGGAACAAACUGGUAACGGGCAGCGGACCGCCGUGUAUCAGCUCUCAGCGGGCUGGGCUCUGGGCUCUGGGCUGGGUCACUUGGUUCCGGACCCAGAUGCUGUCAGCGAUGAACAUAGUUCCUCUUCCUCUCCGAACACCUCCGUAGCAGCUGCCGGGACGCAGGCCGGCCGUCACUGGAGCUUUUCUUCACGGUUUCUCGGCUGAACAGGGAGAGCAGCCCGCUAGCCGCUAGCUUAGAAAUAAAACUCGUUUUUCAACAUUUCUUCUCUGAGAGCUUCAUCCAGCUGCUGCCCGUCUGUCUGAGUCCAGCUGGACGUCGUGGAAGAUGUUGACAGGAUCCAAAACCACGUUCAAAGUGAGACAGAUGCUCCCAGACAUCAAGGAGAGGAUGCUGAGUCAGACCGGGCUGAACGCGAGGAGUCGAGAUGUGUUUGGGCUGCGCUGUCUGCCAGGUGAGUGUGUGCUUCAGAGAGCCGUGAUGGUGAGGAAGAAGCUGACGGCCAGGGAAGGCAGAGGCUGGCUGUCCGGGACUCUCUUCUGUACCCACUUCAGAGUGGCCUUUGUGCCCCAGGACAGUCCCAAACCGGAUGACAACGCAGACCCGGUGCUCCUGGGAGACCAUGACGUGGCCUUGGCGUCUAUAGAGAAGGUCGUCGUCGUGGGGCCGAACAGGACCAAGCUGGUGACCCCCAGCUCCUCGCUCAAGUUCACCCCAGAGGAGCUGGUGCUUUACUGCAGGGACAUGCGGGUCAUCUGCUUUCUGUUUGACCGCCUCACCCCGGACGCACAGGUCAUCGAGAUAACCUACACCAUCGCCAAGACCGCCAAAUCUGGGUCCGUCUUAUCUUUCCAGAACGCUGCCCUGGGGAGUGUAGAAAUGAAGCAGUUUCUAAGCAACCGUCACCGAGACACCCACAUGAACUGGUUUGAGUCCGCCUCAGACUGGGAGCAGGAGCUGGAGCGGUGUGGAGCCAUGAGCUGGAGAGUCAGCUCCGUGAACGACCGCUUCGAGAUGUCCACCAGCCUGUCCAGGUUCAUCGUGGUUCCACAGAAGGUUCUAGACACAGAACUGAAGAAAAGCUUCGCCCACUUCAACGAAGGACGCAUCCCUCGCUGGUGCUGGCGACAUCCCAGAGGCAGCGAUCUGCUGCGCAUGGCCAGUUUCCAGAACAACAUCUACCACGAGAAGGACGACAUCAGGUGUGAACACGUUGGAUGCUUUCUCCUGGAUGCUGGUGCAUGUUUCAGACACCUUAGUGAGAUGACACAAACAUGGUCUGAUGCCUUUUCCUUGUUUCGGCUUGCAGAUAUCUCCACAUCUGUGUCGGUGCCUGAUGACAAAUGGUUAUCUACCCUGGAAAACACCCACUGGCUGGACUACACCAGGUCCUGUCUGAGGAAGGCUUCAGAGGUCGCCUGCCUGCUUCGGGGUGGUCACCUGACUGUGGCACUGCAAGAAGCAGAGGACCGGGACAUGAGCUGUGUGGUGUCCAGCCUGGUGCAGGUCAUGUGUGACCCCCACUGUCGGACCCAGCUGGGCUUCCAGGGCCUGGUGCAGAAGGAGUGGGUGAUGGCCGGCCACCGCUUCUGCAGCCGCAUCAACUACCGCCGCGACAACGACAAGGAGGAGGCUCCAGUCUUCCAGCUCUUCCUGGACUGUGUUUGGCAGCUGUGGUCCCAGUAUCCAUCCCGCUUCCAGCUGACGGAUGAAUUCUUGUUGGCGCUACACGACAGCAUCCAGCUGCCACUUUUCUCCACCUUCCUGGCAAACUCCCAGCGAGAGAGAUGCAAACGCUCGCAGAACCUCGGGCAGACCUACACCCCGGUCAACGGCUGGAGAGACGUGCUGCAUCCGGACUCCUCGGAUCCGUCGGACCCGCCGCUGCCCCCGGUGUGGGACUGGUCCCUGCAGUACAGCAAGCCCACACAAGACCGCUUCACCCAGCCCGUCGCCCCGACUCCCCCGCUGCAGCCGCUGCUCAAUGGCAACCUCAACACCAACCCAGACACUCACAGGCUGGCUGACACCAUCCCCGGCUCAGUGUUCCUGCUCUCCAGAGGCACGUUCUCCUGCCCCGCUAACCUGCUUCCCUGGCGCAGCGGCAGCUCAGGUGUUUACAAGAAGAGCCACCGGAGGGCGCUGUCCUCUGAGAAUGUGCCUGGCCUGGAGAGGCUGCUCAAAGCGUGGGCCCUGACUGACUUUCCCCAGGCCCUCACCUCCACUUCUGGACCUCAAGGACCACUGGACCCCUACGAGCCCCUGCUGCCCCUUCUGAUGGGGCCCUGCAUGGGCCUGUGGAGGGAGUGCUACCUGCGGGGGGCGCUCCAUGCACAGGCGUUCUCUCACCCCGUCUCCGCCAACCACCCCCACCCCGUGGAGCGGCUCGCCCAGGAGGUGCAGCAGCUCAAAGACAAGCUGGCACAAGUUUCCAGCAGCACGGAUCCGACCACACCCACCGCCACAGCCGAGCCCCGGCGAACCGACACCAACCUGAACCAGAACACCAACAACGGCACCUUCCUCUUCCCGUCGUCGAGGCCUCAGGGCUCGGGCGCGCCCAGAGCGGCUGCCCCUCCUACCUCUACCAACCACCAGACCUCCAGGGGCCCCCCGCCCGCCUCCGCCCCUCCAUCCAGGCCUGCCCACAAAGACACCGGCGGCAGCAACAAGCACACAUUCCUGUUUGGGCACUCGUCGGGGACGGAGGCUCGCCCCGAGCAGCGCUACUACCCAGCGCCCAACAGCGCCAAGCUGCCCAAGAGCAACGGGCCCUCGCUAGCUUCCUGAUCUGCCCCUCAUCUCCACUGUUUUCCACUCUACCCCAUGACCGGGUACGAAGUCACCCGCCUGCACCACAUGCAGACGUAUCCCUCACAGCUAUGAAGACCUGAGGAGACCCAGACCCAGUGUUGUGGUGUCACUACGAGGUGACCAGAACCAUGAGGACCUGGGCUGGACCACAGUGAACUCCAGUCAUAUGAAACGACCAGCGCAAGAGUUCUCAGCUCUGCUCCGCCUCGUCUGUACUGUAUUAGAAAGAAAUGUGACUCUAACUGUUUUGUAUAUUUGUUAACAAAAUCCUGGUAUUCCUCUAAUUCAAUAUAUCCUCACUGCUCUGAAGCAAAGAGACAAAAAGGGCUGCUUAGUAAUGGAAGCACAUCUGGAGCAGGCAGGAGGACCUGCCUCUGCUCAUCGCUGCUCAUGUCACAUCACCCUUUAAGAACAACCGACAGCUUGUAGUUUCUAUUUUUACUCUCUUAUCCACAGCGACGGGGCAGAUACAGAUAAAGGCUCUGAAUGCGUUUCAGUGGGUUUAACCUCUGAACCGAGUCUCCAGAAGCCUUUUGUUUUCCACAGCGAGCUCCGUAGAUGUUCAUUCUGAGCAUAAAAAAUUAGAUUCAGUGUUUGUUGAUCGACUUCAAACAGAAGCAAAAUGCUGUUCAGUAAAAUGAUGAUUUCCAGAAACCGGCGUUUCUGUGACCACUGACUUCAACGUGGAAUUUAGGGCAUGGGAGCUAUUUCGGUACUCGCUCUGCUCUCAUAUCUGUCCACGCACAUGCAUGCUGGGAGCAGUGAGAGGCUGCUCAGCUCUUUGUGUUCUGCUCGCCCCGAUGUGGCUGCUGUCGGUGGAACUCUGCAUGAGCCAGAUCGUUUCAGGGCUUCAGUAAUAUAAUCUUAUCUCAUCUUUCUUUCCAGUAUUUUUAUCGAUCACUUAUGAUGUCAUACAAGUGUGUAAAUCGUUUCUUACCAAAGUUAGUAUUAUUUGAAAAUGCUUCCAUCGUUUUUUUGUUUUUUACGGUGGAAUUGUAAAAAACAAAGAUGUUGUUCUGCCUUUGAGGAUACCUUGUGAAGGUACCAUGCUGGACGCAAAGGGAGCUCCUUUCCUCCUGGUUUUGUUCCUGCCUGCUGGUGCAUUAGUAUGCAGCCGGCAUUUAGGUCAAGCACUUGUCUGACUGUAUUUAAAGCACAGAGGAAGCAUUUGGGUCCUGCACCUUUAAAUCCCAACAGGUCGUCAUGAUGUGGGUGUCAAGUAGAUGCACUGGCGUCACUCCCACACACGGAUGAAUUUGCACCAUCGUGUCCACGAAAAAAAGGAUGUUUUUCUAAUGUUUUGUUUUUUUAGGCAGGAUAACAGUCGUCAGAUGUUUGCCUGAUGCCGACCGUCUCUCAUGUCAAAGGUACCUCACUUGAUAGCACUAUGAAUUAUUAAAUUGUUGUAAAUAUUCAUUACAUCAAUAUCAAGGCACACUGAUAUCAGCUACAGGCUCAGAGCUUUCCAGGUGUGAUGCCAAUGCAUCUGCUUGUCUUCCAUGGAAACCAGAAGAUAAAACCAGCAGGUCAUCGUCGUCCUGCUGCAUGGAUCCAACCUGCUCACACCUGCUGCUGUAUCUUUGUGUAAUUUAAUGUUUUUUUGGUACGAACAUCACCUAAAUUUGCCAGAUGUACAUACGUUUUGUACUCGCAUGUUUUGAUCCUGAUGAAUAAAAAGUGCUCUCAGUUCA
This is a messenger RNA of Stegastes partitus (bicolor damselfish), 4514 nucleotides long. RefSeq names its product myotubularin related protein 11 (gene mtmr11). Gene Ontology annotation, biological process: phosphatidylinositol dephosphorylation. The coding region runs from base 337 to 2799 and encodes 820 amino acids. Gene Ontology annotation, cellular component: cytoplasm; membrane. The record is from RefSeq and is a predicted model, not a curated record. NCBI's taxonomy places the organism in Eukaryota, Metazoa, Chordata, Actinopteri, Pomacentridae. The transcript is spliced from 16 exons.